CUCUCCGGUCACCGUCUACAUUCUAGACGAAAAUCUGGCCGACGGAGCGAUGGCGUUCCAACGAGUGAACAUGACAUACACCGGAGAGCCAGCAACCACCGUUCUUGUGACCUCGGAGACGACCUGUGCAAUUGAAUGUAGGUCGGCAGAGUCGGGUGCGUGUGAAGGGUUCACGUACCACGCGAAUGGUACCUGCGAGCUGUACAACACUGGAGCGACACUGCAAGCAGGAGCAGCUACCGCGGGGCGACAAACCUUCCGAAAAAUACAUCUGAUUGCAGACGACUCCACCGUGCCAUGCGCCUGUCCGGUCGGCUUCAGCCACUGUGCCGGCCGCUGUCUGAUCCGACCCCCUCAGGAGCUCACCUUCACCGAAGCUAAAGCCGCCUGCGUCUCGCUGGGCGCCCACCUGGCCGUGCCCCGCUCUGCAGAGGAGAACCAGUGCGUUCUGACCAUGGCGGCUGGAGCUGACGCCUGGAUCGGACUGUCGGAGCAUGGCGAGGACGGAGUGUUCGUGGCAGAGGACGGAGGAGAGCCCGUGUUCAACAAUGCUUCGUUCUGGGCUAGUACAGAGCCCAAUGAUGACAUAGCGUAUAACUGCGUGCAGAUGUAUAUUGAUUCUCAGGGCUGGGAUGAUACCGAGUGCGGCUACCCCCAGGGAUAUGUGUGUCAGUCAUGGAACAAACCCCUAUGUGGCUAACCGUGGCCAUUUGACUACUGUAUCCUCGGCGUCAUAACGUCACAGUUUAGGCAUAGUGUAGCCAGGCCUUUACACUGUUAACACACAUCCUUAUAGCGUCACAAGUACGUAAGAAAAUUUUGGGGGUGCUCAAGAGAGAUGGAAACGAAAUGUGAUGCAUUUUAUCUGUUGUGAGUGAGUAACGGGGAGACCGACUGACCGGCGGCCAAUGGGACGGCCUGGCCUGCCGGGUGUCAGUGUAGCGUCUCGCUCUGUGGGGAGUCUGUCCCGGGCCGGCGCGGCGGUGGCGUGUCUCGCUGUGGGGUCUGUCAGAGCGGCCGUGCCCCCCUCACCGCCCUCCGGCCGAGACGGGUCCGUCUGGCUAGAGGUUGGGAGCGGUGUGCACGUGGAGUGAAUACGCUGAUAACUACACUGUCCUAUGUAGAAAAUAUACAGGUUCAGUUGAUGUUAAUUUGUGAUUUUACUAGGGCGCGUAGACCUCUUCAGAGGUCAUUGACGGCCAAAAAGUCAAACUA
Messenger RNA from Amphibalanus amphitrite, 1215 nucleotides. Its product is annotated as type-2 ice-structuring protein-like. The coding region runs from base 50 to 700 and encodes 216 amino acids. Lineage: Eukaryota; Metazoa; Arthropoda; Thecostraca; Balanomorpha; Balanidae. The transcript has 5 exons. The record is from RefSeq and is a predicted model, not a curated record.